This is a messenger RNA of Cryptomeria japonica (Japanese cedar), 2023 nucleotides long. RefSeq names its product cytochrome P450 85A1. Gene Ontology annotation, biological process: sterol metabolic process. The coding region runs from base 295 to 1719 and encodes 474 amino acids. Lineage: Eukaryota; Viridiplantae; Streptophyta; Pinopsida; Cupressales; Cupressaceae. The record is from RefSeq and is a predicted model, not a curated record. The transcript is spliced from 8 exons. Gene Ontology annotation, molecular function: oxidoreductase activity, acting on paired donors, with incorporation or reduction of molecular oxygen; monooxygenase activity; iron ion binding.
CCAUGUGGCGACCAAUAAAUAAACUACGUACAACAAACCUACCCUGCACUCAGCAGCCUGCUUUUUAGUGGCUGAGCACUGGCAGACUCUUUUCAUGGCGGAAAGUAGCUGUUUCGAACGGAAUGCUGAACUAUCUAUUGUCAGGAGAAGUUGCAUUAGAGAUAUAUAUAUAUGUAGGGCUGAUGGUUAGAUCUUGAACUUAUAAGCUCGGAGCUCUGUUUUAUUUUUCGUGGUUUUUUUGAUCAGUCUGUGGAGCAUCAAUAAGUAGGAAGAGGGACAAGUGAGAAGAAAUAGAUGGGCAUCAUAGUGUGGGUUUUCACAUUUAUAUGUGGGAUAUUGGCGUUGGUCCGUUGGAAUGAGGUGCGAGAGAGGCAGAGGCAGAGGCAGAGAGGACUACCCCUGCCCCUUCCGCCAGGAACUAUGGGAUGGCCUCUCUUUGGUGAAACCUCUGAUUUCCUCAAGAAUGGCCCCCAAUUCAUUAAACGUAGAAACACCAGAUAUGGAGAACUGUUCAAAUCACACAUUCUAGGAUGUCCCAUGGUGAUAUCAACUGAUCCAGAGCUGAACAGGUACAUUUUGUUGAAUGAGGGGCGAGGACUGGUUCCUGGAUAUCCCCAAUCUAUGUUGGAUAUAUUGGGGAAGUGGAACAUUGCUGCUGUGCACGACCAUCUGCACAAGACCAUGAGAGGAGCCAUGUUGACCUUGAUCAACCCUUCCAUCAUCAGAGAUCAUCUGCUCCCUCAUGUCGACCAAUUCAUGGCCAAUUAUGUCCGUCAUUGGGAUGCCCGCGUUAUCAAUCUGCAGGACAAAACAAAAGAGAUGGCAUUACUUUUGGGAUUGAAGCAGGUUAUGAGCCUGGAUUCUGGUCCCAAGGUGGAGGCAUUAAUGUUAGAAUUCUCUAAACUAGUGGAAGGAACACUGUCUUUGCCUAUAAAUCUUCCUGGAACCAACUACAGACGCGGGUUUCGGGCAAGGACGAAAAUUCUGAGGUUGCUGACUGAAAUACUCCAUGAAAGGAGGGCGUGCCAGGAAAAGCAGGAGUAUAACGAUAUGAUUGCAAUGCUGCUGAAUGUUGAGGAAGAUGGUUCUUUUUCGAAAUUUAAGCUUACUGAUGAUCAAAUCUUGGAUUUGCUCAUCGCCAUCAUAAAUGCUGGCUAUGAAACAGUUUCCACCACCACCAUGAUGGCUACUAAAUAUCUGCACGACUGUCCCAGGGCUCUGCAACAACUGAGAGAAGAACACUUGGCCAUCCGCAGGAGCAAAAAGCCAGGGGAAAGCAUCACUUGGGACGACUUCAAGUCCAUGAAGUUCACUCACAGUGUGAUCUAUGAAACUCUAAGGCUUGCAACAAUUGUGAAUGGGGUUCUGAGGAAAUCUACCCAAGACAUGGAAAUAAAAGGCUUCACCAUUCCUAAAGGUUGGAGAAUUUAUGUUUAUAUGGCAGAGACUAACCAUGACCAAAAUCUGUAUCCAGACCCACUUGAAUUCAACCCUUGGAGAUGGCAGGUGGAUUCAAGCAAUUGCAAUCUGUAUUUCAUGGCAUUUGGAGGAGGUAGCAGGCUAUGCCCAGGCAAGGAAUUGGGCAUUAUGGAAAUAGCUCUGUUUCUCCACCACUUUGUUACUAGAUAUAUAUGGGAGGAAAUAGGCGGAGAGAAGAUUCUCAACUUUCCCAGGGUGGAAGCGCCCAAAGGACUUCGCAUUAAAGUAUCCAAUUAUUAAGAAAAAUAAAUAUAAAAGUUCAAUUGUACUUACAGGCUAUUCAAGCUCUCUCUAUUCAAUGUUUAGAGGACAUUCUUCAUCAAUUUUGUCCUUCGGCCCUUUUGGGAUAUGGCUUUUCUACUUAGAUAUGGACAAAUAUUUGUUGGCUCAUUAACUUCAUUAGGGGGAUUUCUCUUAUUACAAGUUAUUAUUAUAGGACGCCAAGGGGAUGUAAGGCCCAUCCAUAUUGUGACUAUAAUCACACUCUUCUUGUGUACUAUUCUCAUAAUAUAUAACUUAAUUGAACAACAUGUAUUCAUUUAUA